AUGUCAAAAAGUUUAAUUUCUGUGGCGUUUUUAAUAUUUCAAGCAUCUUUUUCGUUUGUUGCUAGCGAUGAAGUCAAGAAAAGCAGAUCAAGCGAAGCAGAAGAGCUUUUUCGCCACAGGAUUGAGGCGCCCAACAAAACAGACAUAUUUGCUAAACUCUUCAAAGGAUAUGACAAUAGAGUUAGGCCCAACUACAGAGAGAAACCAGUCCAAGUUUUACUCUAUGCUGUCAUUGACUCGUUUCACGAUAUCAGAGAAGAUCAAAUGGAAUACAAAGUUGAGUUAAUAUUAAAAGAAACGUGGAAGGACCCAAGACUUGCAUAUGGCAACGCAACGUGGUUCGUCAGACUUAAAAAUGAGUUAUUAAAGAAAAUUUGGUAUCCUGAUACAAUGAUUGAGAACGCCAGAAAACACGAUGUUGACGAUAAAACAAGGACAGCAUACCUGUUUGGUGAUGGGACGAUAUUUUUCUCGGAAUGGAUUAAGGCAACUUUAACAAGUCACAUGGAUUUUAAGAGCUACCCAAUGGAUGUUCAGACGUUGAGGAACAGUGACGACGGCAAUGGUAGUGAUAAUUGUUAUGAUCAUGGCCUCGGUAACGAUAACGAUGACGAUAACGAUAACCGUUUCUGUAACGAUAACGUUAACGGUUACUAUAACGAUGACGAUAAUGAUAACGGUUGCUGUAACGAUGACGAUAACGAUAACAGUUACUUUAAAGGUGACGAUAACGAUUACUAUAACGAUGACGAUGAUAGAACACAUACAGCAGCUGUGGUCGAGUUUAAGAUAAAACGUCGCUUACAGCACUUUAUCGUUGGCUUUUACGUCCCUUGCAUCGCAUGCACAGUAGCCUCUUGGAUCCAGUUUUGGAUGGAUGAAAUGGCCGUCGGUGACAGAGCAAGUCUGGGAAUAACAUCAGUGUUGACGGAGAUCUUUCUACUGGAGUUUAGUAAUCAAGGGAUGCCUAAAGUCAGUUAUAUGAAAGUUGCUGAACUGUACCUUAUCGUGUCUUUCGUGUUCAUCUUCUUGGCCCUGAUUGAGUCUGCAGUGGUGUACAAGGUCAGUCAGUGGUCACUCCUAAAAAAGAACAGUGGAAAGAUGACGGAAAAACAGGCUAUUAGAGAUAAGAGUCAUACUUCACAGACACCGACAGGAAAAGAAUUUUACAAAGAAACCGAAACUCCCAAACCCGAAACACUGACGUCUUGUAGAUCACCAAUGAUGUUAAGAUACAGCACUCUCAACUUUGAGCAAACAGUGAAUAAAUCAUCGGAGCACAUCCUUUCUGAAGAAGAGAGAUACGAAGGGACAGACUCCCCUAAAAUCUCGACGACUUCAGCGGGAACUGAAGCCAAGGAAAGCUGGGGCCAUGCGAUAGACCGGGGGGCGCGUGCCUUAUUUCCGCUCUCUUACCUCAUCUUCUCAGUCAUGUAUUUUGGUGUCAUGUUUACUUCUGAUGAGGGAUCCAAAUGACAUCUCCAUUCGUCUGACUUUCCAGUCACUCGAAUAGGAAAACACUGGAAAACGACUUAUCAAGUGAAUCUUUAGAUUAUUUUAUAGCUAAAACUACUUCGAGCCAAUUCAGCUCUCUUAAAUUUCAAUCUUACCGGAUGUCAAAAGUUUCAGCUUACAUUUGUUAGUCAAGUAAGGUUGAAAGCAACACUACAAUUUUUAAUGGUUUUUAUUUGCCGUCACAUCAAGA
Molecule: messenger RNA, 1705 nt
Organism: Pocillopora verrucosa
Lineage: Eukaryota; Metazoa; Cnidaria; Anthozoa; Scleractinia; Pocilloporidae
Source: RefSeq, a predicted model, not a curated record